This is a messenger RNA of Owenia fusiformis, 5264 nucleotides long. The record is from the annotation of a GenBank genome assembly. Lineage: Eukaryota; Metazoa; Annelida; Polychaeta; Sabellida; Oweniidae.
CAGAAGCCUAGCAACUGGAAAACAUUUUUUUCAAAAAAUUGUCAAAAAUAUUUGUUAUGUUUUGAUGAAUAUCUACCAGUUUAUUUAAUAAUAUGACCUGCUUUCUCUUUGCUUUUGUAGAUUAGUAUACAUUUAAUAGAUAUAUAACCACUGGAAGAGGAUCAUGGAGUCUACUGGUACUUGCUUUUCACCUCCCCCUACACCUCCAGUAGGGGGUAGGACAAUAACUAUGUCACCUACUAAGGGACGUCAAGGCCUAGAGACCCCUUUAACCCCUGGGGACAGACUUAGUCCAGCUGCAGACUAUUUAAGGCCCAUAGUAAAAAGUGCAGUACGUCGAUGGCAAAGACACCAUGAGCAACUGCAGAUGAAAAAAUUAGUUGAUAAACGAGGGGUCAAAAAGGAAAAAUCAAUGGCUAUUAAGCAGUCAGCAAAAGAGGUUGCAAGGCGUAUUCCUAUGGAAAUUCUAGCAGAAGAAUGGAUGUCAUCAAACAAUGCUACAGUUGAAACUAGAGCUUUAUUAGUAGACAAAGUUUUACCAACUCUGAUAUUAGGCCUUGAGAAACUCCUCUUAGAGGUUGACAAAAAGAAACUUGCUGAUACUGAGGAACCAAAUGCUAAUUUUAACCCGAUAAAUUACCUUGCACAAUAUUUAUUAAGGAACAAUCCUCGAUAUAGUAACUUCUCAGAAGCAUCUCCAUAUAUCCGUGGAUUAAGGGAGAUUGCCGACCAGUUAAAACAACAAUUAUUUUCAUUGGAGGAUAACAAACUAGCCAGAAUCAAGGCGGAGGCCAAGAAACGUCGUGAGGAGCGUGAGGCAGCUGAACUUGCACGUCAAAGGGAACGAGAACGUCGUUCUAAUUCCCUGAAUGACCAGUUUAUGGAAUGGGGAGUUGGCAAGGAUGGCAGAGUAGAGCUUGCUUUGUUACAAAAUGCAUUGAUGUCAUUCAUGGAGAUCGUAGAGCAUUACCCAGAGGAGCUCCGAUCAGCUGCUAAUUUGAGCCACACCCUUGAACCAACAGAUGACUCUGGGAAAACUAUGGGAUUGCGGGAGUUUGCGCUGUAUUUGGGGCAAUUUAUCCAAGAUAUGCCUCCAGAGAUUUUUGACACAUUCGUCCAGCACCUUUCCAAGUGUGCCUUGGUCUAUAGGAGUCAAGUUGAGAGGGGACAAAGGAGGGUCAUACUCACUAACCUAUUUGUGGCCUGUGACAACAGCGGGAUUGGAAUAUUGGACAGACAUCGUGUACUUGCUCUCUUUGAAAACUUCUAUGAAAGGGCUGGUGCUAAAACUUCAGUCGGUCUAAGGAACCCUCGUAAAUGGCCUGUUGUUGAAGUAGAUGAAACUGAGAGUGAUUACGAUGAUGAUGAACAGAAACCUAAACUGAUAGACAACAAUGUGGAUGUCACAGAGGAAUCAAAGGAGAAAGAGAAGGAAAAAACUGAUGUUGACAAGCCUACUGAAGCUAAAGAUGAACCUGUCGAAAGCAAAGUUCAGUUUGGAGCUGAUGUGACUAUAGAAAUCUCAAAUGUGGAACCAGAAUCUGCAGACACAGAAGGCAAAGAAGAAGUUAAGAAUGCUGAGGUCAAAUCAGAUGACCAGAUAGAAUCUAAAGAGGAGGCUACUGAAAGUAAAGACUCUCCAGCAGAGUCUACAGAUGAUGCUCCAAAAGAGGAGAUCAAGGAAGAUAACCAAUCAGAAACUAAAGAAGAGGUCAAAGGUGAAGCCCAAACAGAGGCCCAAAGUAGUGACCAAUCAGAAACCAAAGACCAAACAGAGGUUAAGCCAGAGGACCAAUCACAAUCCAAGGAUGAUAACCAAUCAAAUGAGGAAACUGAAAGUGUGAAAAGUAAACAAGAAAAAGACAAGGAAGUUGUUGGUGAUACUCCUUCAGAACAACAAAACAAUGAGGCAGCAGAUAGUCCAACUGAAAAAGAUGAGAAACCCGCAGAAACUGAAACAAAGGAAGAAGACAAGGUCGAAGACGCAACCAAAGAUAUUGAGAAAACGAAAGAAGAAGAAGAUAUUGCUGGGGAACUUGAAGACAAGGGAGAUCUACCACUUCCAAAGACUCCUGGGAAAGUUGAUGAGCCACCACGAACACAACAGACUGGCAGAACAAGUGUCUCAUUUGCUGAGGGCACAACAUUCGAGAAAGAGAGAGCCUUACUUUCUACGAUGGAGUCAACAAGGAGCCAGUCACAGGCCUCAGCGUUUGAUGAGAGUUCACUAAACACGUCACAGUUUGUACAACUUACGGAGACAUUCCUUGGAGAUUUGCCAGAGAUGGAGUCUUUCAAUAAACUGGUCCAGUAUGUUAGGAAUGGUUAUGUGGAGACAGAUGAAGAGAAAUUGCUAAGAUUGAGAGAGGCCAGGAAGGAAGCUUUGGCCCAGAAGAGAAAGGCCUUACUUAACAGUCUGUUUGAAAUGUGGGACAACGAUGGCUCUGGAUUGCUCGAGUUUGAUGAAGUGCAAAUCGUUAUGGAGAAAUACAAGGACGGAAUGGAACUUGAUGCCAUUAAUAAAGCUAAAAAGAAGCUAAGAGGUCGUAAAGGUAAAUCAUACGACAGUCGACUCACAAAACGUGAGUUCCGUGACUACAUAGAGAUGGUUGCCUCGGAGAUCCCGGAGGAAGACUCUAUUGACUACCUCGUAGAGUUCCUCAUGUCAUGUGUUGAGAAAACGUAUGCAGAGAGGAUCAGAGGAGAUGCAAGGAAGAAGUGGUUGAAACAAAUCAUUAAUGCUGCUGAGACUGGGGGCGCAAGUAUGGAUUCUGUCUAUAGGGCUGUGUUCCAGUCACUUUACAAGGAUGCAGAAACUCACGGAGGUGGCAAAAAGAUCUCAGCUAAUAUUAGCAUUCUUGAGAAUAACGAUGUUAACCCAAAUAGAGGUCCGACUUUGCUGAGAUAUGUCGCAGUCACACCAGAUGAUGCUGACAUAUUACUCGGGAAAUGUCUCUACAGAGAUAUGAAAGGAGUCAGUUUUGCAUCAGUAGACAGUGGGAAGCCUAUACACGUCCCCAGAGUAAGCAACCAUGGAGGAAUUCACUUCUGGAACCACACAAGGCCUGCUGAGGAAAUAGAUGGCUCUCUGUUGGUUGUGCCACUAAAGGAUGACCAUAAACGUGUAUUUGGACUUCUGGGACUGGAUACACUUAAUGACCCCCAGCAGAAGAGUAUUUUCAUCACACAUGAGAUUCAGUUCUUCCAGGGUAUCACCAAAGCGUUCAGUAUAGCAUACCACUACGUAGACAUCAGGAGGAAAAUACUAAGAAUCUGUGAAAGUGCUGUGUCUUGGAUCAUCCGUCGUAGCCCUAGUGUUCGAAACAUUACAAUCUAUAUGGUGGAGCCUGAUACAAAGAAUAAAGAUUACGUGCUGCGACGUAUGAUGAUGUCAGAUGAGAAGGGUGUGGCUAAAUUGAUGGAAAAUCCACCUCGACUUGAGAGAAAGGAUAACUUAUUUAGGGACUAUUUGUUCAAAUGUGUUGAUAACUCUGAGACUGUCAUGGCAGACGCAUAUGGCGAGCGCCACAUGGCGUUCCCUUUGAGAGACUCUGAGGGCCACGCUCUAGUGUCCGUUGAUAUUAGUAUAGGGGACUUGAAGAAGCUGCCAGCUGUAGAAAACAAAGAGGUUUUGCGAAUGUUGAAACUAUUGACCCAGGCUUAUGGCGAACUAUCCAAGGAGGCAGUAAAGGGAGAGAAAAAUGUAGUGCUAGAGGCUGAAAGAAAUGAAGAUAAUCGAGUUGAGAUUUUAUUUGAUCGGUUGAUGUUAAUGGAUCUAAGAGGUAAUGUCGCAAAACUUGAUGCCAGAGCUUACGCUGAAUUGAAAAGCUACAAAGAUCCACCAAAGAUUGUCCAUAAUAUAUUGAAGGCUGUUCUCGCUGUGUUUUACUCAGAGAAGGCUGAAAGUGGUGAUUUAGAUGACUGGGCUAAAACCAAAGUGUAUGUGACAGUGGACCUGAGCAGGAAGAUCAUGGCUUAUGACCCAACUACAGAAGAUGACCGCAGUGUUAAUGUUGACAAAAUUAAUGAAUACCUUGAUGAGGUGCCUCACAAUGCUGUAGCAAAACAUGGUUCCAUUCCCGCCCAGUACUUGUACAAUUGGGUCUUUGUCUGUGCUUCACUCAUCGAACACACUCGCAAAAUGGCAGACUCCAAACACGCUGCAGCGCUAGAAGUCACCAAUGAUCAGCCAAAAGAGAUUAACGCCAACCAGGAGGCAAAUAAAGAAAUGAUGAUGAUCGAGACUGAGGAGUCAUAGAAUGAUGAAAGUAAAAACAAUGAUGAUAGGAGCGACAACAAUGAUGAUAAAGACUGUUGUGAUGAGAUCAAUGAUGAUGGCAAACAAUGAUGAUAACAGAAACGAUGAUGAUAAAGAUAGUGAAAAUAUGAAAUAUGGACUAGAGGCUAUAUCAGAAAGAAAUCCGAAAUCGUAAAUUUGAUAAUUAAAAUUGUUAAACCGAUACAGAGUGUCCAAAAAUAAAGUAUCCAAUGAUUUAUUUUUGGCUAAUUAGAUCGAAGUUUGGUUGUAACACAUUUUUGGACCCAUUCUUGAGGUAAUGUAAACUGUAUUUUCAAGAAUGUAUGCUGUUUUGGUUUACUCUGCAUGUAUUUUCCAUAUCCCAUGUAAAUAAUCAAUUCAGAGAAUAUUCUUUAUUUUUGCAUCACAUUAAGAAUAAUAAGUCCCCCAAUUAUGAUUGAUUAAUUGACACAAAAUGGUUUGCAUGUUCCAACAAAUCAUGUAUAUAUGAACUGACUUUAUGUUUGUAUAUUUUGUACAUGUAGCAUUUGGAUAUAUCUCAGUGAAUGAGAUUUUUAAUUACAAAAUAGCUUGUACCUCCCAUAAAAUCAUUUCACAUUUACAAGUACAUGUACUUUGUCCCAUGAAGUGUCUAUAUUUUGUAUGCUGUAUAUAAGUGAUAUUAUAUGUAUAUUUUUGCAUAUUUGGGAUUUUAAUACGUCAUGUAUAUGUAUUCGAUUUUUUAAACACAUUGACUUAUUGUAUAAAAUCUGUUAAGUAACACCUCCAUAAAAGAAACAUGACCCACUUAAUGUUAACUGAACCUCUGUAGAUGGAACAUUUCUCAAGUGGAACUCUAUUUUGGAGUUUGAGAUAAUUGUAACAGGCCCGUAGCCAGGAUUUACUGGAUGGGAGUGGUUUAAUCAAGGGGGGGCAGCUUUUGCCAAGGGGGAGCAAAAGUGCUCAGAAUGGUGAAAACUGCAUGGUUUUGAAAGAAUUUCUGGCCCAGGGGGAGCGGCCCCUCCCU